Molecule: messenger RNA, 2487 nt
Organism: Portunus trituberculatus (swimming crab)
Lineage: Eukaryota; Metazoa; Arthropoda; Malacostraca; Decapoda; Portunidae
Exons: 5
Coding region: 1-2487 (828 amino acids)
Source: RefSeq, a predicted model, not a curated record
AUGUGCCGCCCACUGGACCGUGUGGGUAGCUCUGAUCACUAUGCAGUGUUGUCCUCCAUCAAUCUCUCCGCUGCUAGAGAGGAGGAACAACAGCGAGUCAUCUGGUUAUGGGAGCGUGCUGACUGGGAGGCUAUGAAGCGGUCUCUGUCAGCGACUGAUUGGCACACCGUACUGACCGGAGACCCACACCACGAUACCAUCGCCUUUACCACCGUCCUUCUCUCCCUACAACAACAAUUUGUGCCACACAGGGUGUACACAACAAACCCUAAGGACCAACAAUGGUUUGGCUACCAAUGUAGAGUCGCUGCUGACAAUAAAUAUAGAGCGUGGCAACACUACAAGCGACAUCCCACGCAGGUUGAUGCUAAGCAAUGGUGGAACCUGGUGAAGGAGAGACAAGGCAUCUCCCAUCAAGUGCGAAUCCCAGCCCUUACCAAACCUAACGGAGACCUGGCUGUCACCAGUCGUGAAAAGGCUGAUCUCCUUGCCGCAGAGUUCAGCCGGAAAAUGACAACUGGUGACCCCAACAGGCAGCCACCUGCCCUCCCCCCGUCUUGCCCCCCCCUCGCACUCAUCUUCCGGCAGUGCCUGCAGACCGGGGAGUGGCCAUCACUUUGGAAGGAGGCGAGAAUUACACCAGUGCACAAGAAGAGGUCAAGAGCAGAGCCAGGAAAUUACCGACCCAUCUCCCUCCUCUCAGUGGUGAGCAAGAUCUUUGAGAGGAUAAUUGGUGAGCAGAUCAACAAAUACCUUGAGGAGAAUCACCUUCUAUCUCCGAAGCAAUUUGGAUUUAGAAAAGGCCGUUCAACCUCUGAUCUCCUCCUCUUGCUCUCCAAAUCCUGGCAUGAUGCCCUUGAUGCCGGACGCCCCUCCCUGGUGAUCGCCUUAGACAUUGCCGGUGCUUUUGACUCUGUGUGGCAUCAUGCGCUGACUACUAAACUCCAGCAGCUGGGCAUCACCGGGGACCUGCUACAACUGUUCACCAGCUACCUCACGGGACGGAGCCUCCGCGUAGUGGUGAACGGCAGCACCUCGUCCUCCUUUCCAGUGGAGGCUUCUGUACCCCAAGGUUCAGUACUCGGCCCAAUACUAUGGAACAUAUAUUUCAACGAUCUACUGCAGAGUUCUCCCGAAGCGGCUGCUUAUGCAGAUGACUGCACCCUCUCCUGGGCUUACGAGAGGGGAGAAGCCCAGAAUGUGGUGCAGGCAGUCAAUAGGCAGCUACAGGACAUCCUGGCUUGGGGAGAAAGGUGGCAAGUCAAGUUUGCCCCUGAGAAAACCCAGGCCAUGGUGAUCACCCGCUCACAGGGAGAAGCAGACCAACUGCGUGGAAAGUUGCGUCUCGGGCCAGACACCAUCCCUCUGCAGGACACCAUUGAAAUCCUUGGGGUGGAGGUGGAUUCCAGGCUGCAGUUCGACCGUCACCUGGAGAAAGUGGCGCGGAACGCCUCCUCUAAGGUGAACCUACUGCGCCGGAUGAAACACCUCCUCCAUGCUGACGGCCUCCUCACACUCUACAAGGCCCAGCGGCAGCAGGAGGAACAGCAGCGGCACGACCUGAGGGACAGCCUCGAGCACCGCAGGAGAGUUGCCGCCUUGACAGUGCUCCACAAGGCACAAGUGCAGCGCGUACCCCACCUGACGGACUUAGGGGCAACCUGGAGGAGACACGAGGUUGGCACGAGGACGGUGUCGGCCAAUGACCUCCUCCUGGAAGUCCCGAGGUCCCAUAGCUCUACUCACCAGCGUGCCUUUACAUCAGCAGCGGUGGUGUGGUGGAACGAGCUCACUACAGAUGUGGAUACGCUGGAAGUCCUCAUCACGAGAAAAGUCACCGCCUUCCUCAACGCCCACCACCUCCUUAACUCAAAGCAGUUUGGGUUCAGGCAGGGUAAGUCGGCAGCCGACCUGCUUCUCCUAAACUCUACGGAGUGGAGCACCGCGAUAGACAGUGGGAAAGAGGUGUUCGUCGUUGCCCUGGAUAUCGCCGGUGCUUUAGACAGUGUGUGGUUCAAGGGAGUGGCAGCCAAACUGAGGAGCCUUGGAGUGUGUGGAGGACUGCUGCACCUCCUGGAGGACUACCUUCAUGGCAGAACCCUGCACACUGUUGUUGAUGGCCACUCGUCCUCCCAACACCAUAUCAAAGCCAGCGUCCCUCAGGGCAGUGUCCUCGGGCCUCUGUUGUGGUGUGUAUAUUUCAAUGACAUACUGCAACUAGUCCCCGAGGCCAAAGCGUAUGCAGACGACUGCACCCUCACCUUCAUCAGCGACAGGAACCACCGGCAGAACACGGUGGACAGAAUCAACACUGUCCUGCAAGUUAUUGCAUCCUGGAGCUGCCGCUGGCAAAUAACCCUCGCCCUGAGAAAACUCAAGUCCUGCACAUCUCCAGGCGGCGAGAAGACGCCCAUCCCCCAGCCUUCUUUCUUGAAGGCAAAAGGCUGCCUCUCCAGCAGUCUAUCUCCAUCCUGGGGGUGGAAGUAG